Molecule: messenger RNA, 3044 nt
Organism: Ailuropoda melanoleuca (giant panda)
Lineage: Eukaryota; Metazoa; Chordata; Mammalia; Carnivora; Ursidae
Gene: CTBP2
Product: C-terminal binding protein 2
Exons: 10
Coding region: 512-1849 (445 amino acids)
Biological process (GO): regulation of transcription by RNA polymerase II
Cellular component (GO): nucleus
Molecular function (GO): oxidoreductase activity, acting on the CH-OH group of donors, NAD or NADP as acceptor; transcription corepressor activity; transcription coregulator binding
Source: RefSeq, a predicted model, not a curated record
UAAAUCCCACUCACUUCCUGCCGACCUUUCGACACCGACAGAUGUUUUUUCUUAUAAGUGUCAUUAGGGCGCUCUCUACUUGCUGACCUCAUCGCAUUUUAGUGAAGCCAUUUUCCCAAGUUCUGUUUCUCAAAUUCUGCUCACCCCAUCCUGAGUUCCGCUCUGAAAAUAAGAUCACCCCGCCUGCUCUUUCUGCCACUUUCUGUUCUGCCUCUUGGACCUGGCCCAGGGAGCUGAGCCCACCCCCAGGUCCCGCAGCGCUGGGCAGAUACGCAGCCGGAAGCACCCGGUGCCCCGGGAACUGAAGGAAGCCGUGGCUUGGAGAACGGUCUAAUGGAGACUCACAAUCCAGGAAUGCACCAAACGACCCACCACAUCCCUGUGAGCGAGAACCUUCCAGAAUCUCUAGGGUUCAUAGUGGCGUAAUGCCCACAGACUCCUGCGUGUUCCCCUAAGUUCUUAGAGGACCGCUUUGCCUUUUGAAUCAGAGAGUUGCAAAGUUCGAUAAAGAAUGGCCCUUGUGGAUAAGCACAAAGUCAAGCGACAGCGAUUGGACAGAAUUUGUGAAGGUAUCCGCCCCCAGAUCAUGAACGGCCCCCUGCACCCCCGCCCCCUGGUGGCGCUGCUCGACGGCAGAGACUGCACCGUGGAGAUGCCCAUCCUGAAGGACCUGGCCACCGUGGCCUUCUGUGAUGCACAGUCCACUCAGGAGAUCCACGAGAAGGUUCUAAACGAAGCCGUGGGCGCCAUGAUGUACCACACCAUCACCCUCACCAGGGAGGACCUGGAGAAGUUCAAGGCCCUGAGAGUGAUCGUGCGGAUAGGCAGCGGCUACGACAACGUUGACAUCAAGGCUGCCGGCGAGCUCGGCAUCGCCGUGUGCAACAUCCCAUCCGCGGCCGUGGAAGAGACGGCCGACUCCACCAUCUGCCACAUCCUUAACCUGUACCGGCGGAACACGUGGCUGUACCAGGCGCUGCGGGAAGGCACGCGGGUCCAGAGCGUUGAGCAGAUCCGGGAGGUGGCCUCGGGAGCAGCCCGCAUCCGCGGGGAGACGCUGGGCCUCAUCGGCUUCGGUCGCACGGGGCAGGCGGUUGCUGUUCGAGCCAAGGCCUUUGGAUUCAGCGUCAUAUUUUAUGACCCCUACUUGCAGGAUGGGAUCGAAAGGUCCCUUGGCGUGCAGAGGGUCUACACCCUGCAGGACUUAUUGUAUCAGAGCGACUGUGUCUCCUUGCACUGUAAUCUCAACGAGCAUAACCACCAUCUCAUCAAUGACUUUACUAUAAAGCAGAUGAGGCAAGGGGCAUUCCUAGUGAAUGCGGCCCGCGGCGGGCUGGUGGAUGAGAAAGCCUUAGCUCAAGCCCUCAAGGAAGGCAGGAUACGAGGGGCAGCCCUCGACGUGCACGAAUCGGAGCCUUUCAGCUUUGCUCAGGGUCCUUUGAAAGAUGCACCGAAUCUCAUUUGUACGCCCCACACAGCUUGGUAUAGUGAGCAAGCCUCACUAGAGAUGAGGGAGGCAGCCGCCACCGAGAUCCGCCGGGCCAUCACAGGUCGCAUCCCCGAAAGCUUAAGAAACUGUGUGAACAAGGAAUUCUUCGUCACAACAGCUCCCUGGUCAGUAAUAGAUCAGCAAGCAAUCCAUCCGGAGCUCAACGGCGCCACGUACAGAUACCCGCCAGGCAUCGUGGGGGUGGCUCCGGGCGGACUUCCUGCAGCCAUGGAAGGGAUCAUCCCCGGAGGCAUCCCGGUGACUCACAACCUCCCCACAGUGGCACACCCUUCCCAAGCUCCCUCUCCCAACCAGCCUACAAAACACGGGGACAAUAGAGAGCACCCCAAUGAGCAAUAGCAGAGAAUGACGAACGGUCAUCCUUCAGAUAAACCUGGGACCAAGAGACAGUGAAAAAUAGAUGAACUAAGAAAAGGACUUUGACCGUCUUUUUAACCGAUUCCGGACAUACGCAUCAUUGACGCUGCAGUGUUAAGAGAGCGAGAAGCCGAGGCGUGGGAAGGCUGAAGCUGUCGUCUGGUUGCGGAAGCGCUCAAAGACUAGGACGUGAUUUAUUAACGACCAACUUCUGUUGUUGUGUGUUACGUUCUUCAUCUGUGCAUCAAAUCACAAAGAAUAAAUAGAUCCUUUUCCUUUAUCAGCCCCUUGGGCACAGCAGGUCCUGAACACCUUGCUCUAGAAUGUUGCAUCAGGAGUUCCAAACGUCAAAUAAAAAAUACUAAGAGGAAAAUUCCCCCUCCUGUGACUCUAGUCCCUUCGGUCUUAGGGGGCUGGUGACCUCUUUUGCUGAUAGGAAGAUUAAACUACUCCAGAGAAGGGGGAGAAAACUGCCCGUGUGUGACCGACCGCCGCAAGCGUACAGGCUCCUCUGCGGAAGUCUCUCUCCCACCUGAACUGCGUACUGAGCGGCCGAGUUGGUUGUGAAUUCAGUAAUACCCUCUUGAUGAUGCAAAAAAAGGAAAAAAAGAAAAAAAAAAAAAGAAAAAGUAUUAAGUUUCACAAGCUGUUUGUACUCAAAUAUAUUUUCUCAGUUUCAGAUCCUCAGCUAUUUUAUUGAGUGGAAAGUCUUGAGCUAAAAGAGUUCAAGAAAAAUAAUGUUGCAUUUCCUUAUGUCUCAGGAAACACUUUUUAUGGUAACUUGUCAGAUUGUCUAUGAACAAACCCACUUUUUUAGACAUUGAUAAAUCUUCUUUUCUUCACGUGAUAUUUUAUACAAGAACACUUCAGGUGUGUUAUUAGAUGUGACUGAUUUUAACAAAUCCUAUUAGAUUUGUAUCAACUAGCUACAUGUUAUAUUCAUAGUCUUUUGUGAAUCAUCGCCUUUUUGUUUAAAAGAUGGCCUAUUUUGAGCCUUUGUAUAGGUACAUUCCUGUUUUUGUGACAAAAAAAAAAAAAAUCCUUUAAAACUGUCCCAAACAGAAAAAUAAUGGCUAUCGGAAGUGUUUUGUUUUAGUGUGUUACCGCUACUGUGUCUGUUUAUUGUAAAGGUGGACAUUUAGCGUUCAGUGCAGUUUUCAAUAAAAAGUAAUAAAAA